UCUAACAUCACACACACAUUACACACACACACACACACACCAGUAUGCUUCACCAUGUUAAACCCUCGGUCAAUCCAUCACACAUUCUUCGCAAUCUCGCCAUCCGAUUUCAUCAAAUUCGCGCGAUAUCCAACCGUUCUUCGUUCAAAAACCGACACAUUGAAGACAACAAUGUGGACACUAAUUAUACUCGAAAAAGAAAGGAUAACCAAGAAGAAGAAGAAGAAGAACGUUUACAGUUACACAAAAGCAAGGGACAACAUCUUUUAACUAACCCAAGAAUACUCGAUUCCAUUGUUAAAAACUCGGGUGUUGGGCCUGAAGACACGGUUCUUGAAAUUGGUCCUGGCACUGGAAAUCUCACCAUGAAACUUCUUGAAAUUGCUCGUAAGGUUGUUGCAGUGGAGCUUGAUACUCGUAUGGUGGAUGUUCUUCAUAAACGUGUUUCUGAUCAUCGGUUUCGCGAUAAUUUGACGAUCAUAUGUAAGGAUGCAUUGAAGGUGGAUUUUCCAGAUUUUGAUCUUGUGGUGGCUAAUAUUCCUUAUGGGAUAUCGUCGCCUUUAGUGGCUAAGUUGGUGUUUGGGGGGUAUAAGUUUCGUAGUGCAACUCUUCUCUUUCAAAAGGAGUUUGCUACUCGGUUGUUGGCUAAUCCUGGUGACUCAGAGUAUAAUAGAUUGGCUGUCAAUGUGAAGUUGGUUGCGGAUGUUGAGCAUGUUAUGAAUGUAAGCAAAAGAGAUUUUGUGCCUACACCAAAAGUUGACUCGUCUGUUGUUAAUAUCCGUUUGAAAAAUGAAGUGCCGGAUGUUGAUCUUAAUGAGUGGUGGGCUUUUACCAAGACGUGCUUUGGCAAGAAGAACAAAACAUUGGGUGCGACUUUUAGACAGAAGAAAAAGGCUGCAGAGUUGUUAAGUUUGUCAAAAGUUACAAAAGUUGAUGAAGAUGUAGCGCAAGAUGAUGCUUGGCAUAUAAGUGACAAUGAGGACGGGGACGGGGAUGAAGAUGAGGACAAGGAAGAUGAAGGCAACUUACUAGGAACAGAAGCGAACUUGUUUAAGGAAAAGCUCAUUGGGAUUCUUAGAACUGCAGGGCUUGAGGACAAAAGACCAUCAAAACUAUCGAAUAAGGAAUUGUUACAUUUGUUAUCUUUGUUUAAUAAUGAAGGAAUAUGCUUCCAUGAUCAAGAAAAGCCUCUGGAUAUUAAUGCCUCGUUUGCUGCCUCAUAGAGAUUCUAGAAGAUAUUCAGGAAUACAAAUCUGGCCGCAGUUCAAAUGGAUUGGUUUGUAAAUCCCUUGAGCCUUAGAGUCCACGCCGACUCUUUCAAGUAUGAGUAAAAUGUAUGUGUCCGUAAACUUGAAAAUGUAGGGAAAUGAUAGAUGUGUUUAAUUGGGGUGGCUAAAAGUAUGUCUAUAAAGGUGAUCAGGUAAAAUGGUAAAGGUUAAAUGUGAAAAUUGAGAAAUGGAAAAAGUAGAAUC
This is a messenger RNA of Erigeron canadensis, 1472 nucleotides long. Its product is annotated as ribosomal RNA small subunit methyltransferase, mitochondrial. Lineage: Eukaryota; Viridiplantae; Streptophyta; Magnoliopsida; Asterales; Asteraceae. Gene Ontology annotation, cellular component: mitochondrial matrix. Gene Ontology annotation, biological process: rRNA methylation. The coding region runs from base 45 to 1223 and encodes 392 amino acids. The record is from RefSeq and is a predicted model, not a curated record. The transcript has 3 exons. Gene Ontology annotation, molecular function: rRNA (adenine-N6,N6-)-dimethyltransferase activity.